AGCAUCUCUGCUGCACUAGGGCUGGGGAGGGAAGGUGCCAUGCCACUGACCCCUGCCCUGCCUGGGCUCCCUGCGGUGCUGCCCGCCGCAGAUCGGCAGCAACAGCUCCUAGUGCCUCAGCUGUGGGGCGCGUCGGCUGCCUUCCCCAAGCCGCCGGUGCAAGGGCAGCGCUGGUGCAAGGUGAACUUCAGCUAUACCCCGGAGAAGGCGGAUGAGCUGCAGCUGAAGGCUGGGGAGCUGGUGCAGAUCCUGCAGGAGAUCGAGGAUGGCUGGUGGCUGGGCAGGAAGAACGGCCAGGUUGGUGCUUUCCCCUCCAACUUCGUCCAGGAGCUGGACCAGCUGCCCCCAGGGCUGGUGGCCCCAGAGCCCCUCCCAAAGAACGGGGCUGGGAAGCGGAGGCCGAAGCUGACUGAUGAGACCUUCCUCAUAAAGGAGGCAGAGAAGCCAGAGCCCCCCAAGAAGCUGGAGAAGCCCAUCCCCGCAGCCCAGAGCCCCCGGCCAAGCCAGCCCCUGCAGCCGGACUGCGAGGCCGAGUACUGCAAGGCCGUGUUCGACUACGAGCCGGAGCUCCAGGACGAGCUGCAGCUGAAGAGAGGAGACGUCGUUUUGGUUCUCCGCAAGGAGACGGAGGAUGAGGGCUGGUGGGAAGGGGAAUGUGAUGGCAAGAGAGGCCUCUUCCCCGAUAACUUUGUGAUGCUGCUGCAGCCCCUGGUGCCAAAGAUCAAGGCGGUGGUGCCCGCGCGGAGCCAGGAGUCGAUCUUCAGGCCAGAGAAGAGAGUCUCCAGUGCCAGCAAAGCGGAGCUGCGGCCCCCCCACGAGCCCAAAGAGCCCAAGGUGCAGAAGAAGAUGGACCUGCCCAAGAUGAACCUCCCUGCCACCAAGAAAGCAGCUCCAGCCCCUCCUGUCCCUGCCAAGACCAAACUGGCCUCCAGCCUUGCCGGCAGGAAUGUCUCUGCCGUUGGCAGGUCCCCCUGCACCCCGAUGAACUGUGCCCCAGCCAGUGCGGAGAGGAGCAAGCCCAAGGAGCCGGAUGCAAAUGGCUUCGAUGCUGUCCUGAUCUCCAAUGCCAAACUGAGCCACCCCACCACGACCCGUCCCAAAAUGCCAGGCAGGAAGCCGCCCAGCCAGCCGGCCGCUAGCUCUCCGCAUGUGAAGGCACCUCUGGUCCCAGCCAAGAGCAGCAUCCAGGCCAAGGAGCUGCAGCCCCCAGAGAGCCUGGGGGACCCCCACAAGGCACCGGAGAAGCUGUCCCUGGAGGAACUGGUGGCUGAGCUCCGGUCCCUGCGGAUCCUGAUGGACCUGAUGAGGGUGCAGCACCAGAAGGACAUGGAGGAGCUCAAGAUGGAAAUGAAGGAGGAGCAGGCCAAGCGCAUGGUGCUGCAGGUGGAAAUCGAGAGCAUGAAGCAGAUGCCUGCCCUCGAAGGAGCAGGAGCAGCUGUGCCAGGCAGUGAAUCGGCAGAACUGCCGGCCACGCUGUGACGUCCACUGUGCAGAGGCCUCGCUCUGCAAACUCUGCUGGGAACCGUUAAACUUGCAAGAGAAUCGCUGGCCAUUGAUUCCCCUUGGUGUGUCUUCACCCUGAGGUCAGAUCCCUGCCCCGGGGAGUGGGGAGAAGGCCCAGAGCCCCUCCAGCUCAUCUCCUGCUGCGUCUGCUCCCUGGACACUCGGGGGAAGCACAGUGAGGCGCUCUGGGCCGCGCAGCCCCCUGAGCACCGUGGUGGGGUGCAGUCCCGCUGGGCUGACCCUCUGGGGGCUGCCAGCUUUGUGAUGGGCAGCACGGGGCACCUGCCUGCUGGGAAAGAGUCAGGGCUGGGGGCUGCCAGGAGAGUUAGCGAUGCCCUAGCAGGACCAGAGCGCUAAUGCCAGCAGCGCGCAGGCCUGGCCUCGCUGGGGGGGCUGGCUGCUGCCUGGAUUUAGCCAGCACUGGGCAGUCAUCACCCCCUGGGCCCCGUCACCUGCUCAGCUCUGAAUUUCCUGUAUAUAGGCCAAAAGAGGCCCCUCCGUCCCCCUGCCCCGGGAGAGGCCGCCCCAUGUCCCAGCAGCAUCUGUCCCACUCUCUGGAGAGUGGUGCUGAGCUCCUGGCUCUCCCCCCCACUUGUCCCAGCCUUGGGCCGUGCUCAUCCCUGUGCUGUUCCCAGCCACUCCCUUGGUGUGUUGGGGGGGGGGGGGAAAUCUGGCCAUCUUUUAGCCCAGCACAACUCUCAAAGCCCACCUGUGACCCUAGCCCUAAAACCUCCUGGGGGCUGCUGAUGUUGACCCCCCCUUCCCCCCCCUCAGAAAAAUCCCUGUGCUGACUGCCCCCAGCCCUGUCUGCCGUGCGUCAGCCCUGGGGUCACCUGGCCCCGGGCUCUGACUAGACCAGGAUAUCCGGGUUUGGAACAGCUUUGCCCUAGUGCAGACAACCAUCUGCAUUGUCCUGGUCAGCUGGCCCCGUGGAGCGACCUGCUUCCUCUCGGCUAACAUGUGUUACGUCCUGCCCUGUCCGCACUAGGGCGCUCGGCUACGCUGUCCCUGGGCCAGAUGUGGGUGCGGGAAUCCUCAUCCUAGUUAAGCUGUGAUCACUCGUGCAGGCUGGACCCCCACAAGUCAGAGCCAAUGUUGGUGGUCUGUCUGCACUAGAAUCAAGUUGUGUUAGUGAGCAUGUGUUCAAACAUGACCAAGCAUUGAUGUCUGCCAGCCCCCUCCCCGUCAGGAGCCCUGUCCGACCUCUCUAGCGCUUCCACUGCCCUUUCAUCCUGAGAACUGGGCGUUUCUCCCUGGCUCUGGGAGCAGCUCCCUGCAGUGCCCACCGGUUCCACUCCCGCUAUCAUUGUCUGACAUGGGGGUGGGGCUGGAACAGCUCUGAAUGUCCCUCGCCCCCAGGAGCUGCUGUCCCACUGCCGAGAGCCUGAGGUUUUAAAAACUAUUUUAUAAAUAUGUGUAAAAUUUUAAUAAACUAUUUUUAUACAAAUCUUA
Messenger RNA from Mauremys reevesii (Reeves's turtle), 2955 nucleotides. It is a transcript of the gene MNMIP1, whose product is annotated as SH3 domain containing 21. Gene Ontology annotation, molecular function: protein binding. The coding region runs from base 40 to 1479 and encodes 479 amino acids. NCBI's taxonomy places the organism in Eukaryota, Metazoa, Chordata, Testudines, Geoemydidae. The transcript is spliced from 15 exons. The record is from RefSeq and is a predicted model, not a curated record.